AUGGAAGAGCCUGCAGCUCCCUCUGAGGCCCCCGAGGCACUGGGGGCCCAGGCAGGUGCUGGGGCAGCACGGGAGGGUGUCCCUGGACCCAGCCUCCCGGAGGGUGAGAGCUCCGGGAGGUCAGCGGCUCCGGACUCGGCUUCUGCCCAUGCGGGUUUGGGUCUCCAGCCGCUCCGCGUGGCCCCCAGCCCGGCCCACCUGCGCACGGUGGGCCUGAGGCACGUGCAGGCCGCCAGGGCAGGAGCCAGGCUUAGCCAGGUGCCCAGCCGCAGCACCGGCAGCUGGACAAAGCAAGUUGCCUGCAGGUACUAUCUACAUGGGCUGUGCAAAGAGGGGGAGAACUGUCGCUACUUGCAUGAUCUGGCUGGUCAGCAGGGUUCUGUAGACCCCCAGGUCCAGACCCAGCCAGCAGCUGAUACCCCUGCUGCUGCAGCCCCCAGCUCCCCUCCUGCUGUUGGCUCUGCUGCUGCCGCUGCCGAAGGAGGGUGCCUGGGAACUGCGACAGCCAGUGCAGGCCAAGGGGCUAUCGGAGGAGCAGGGUUAGAAGGCUGGGAAGAUGCUGUGGAGUUUAUUCCUGGGCAGCCCUAUCGGGGCCGCGGGGUGGCUUCCAUUCCUGAAGCUCCUCCCCAGGGCUCAGAGGUGGCCGAGAGGGAGCAGGUGGCUGUGGGCAUGGGGGUUCAACUUUGCCCUCACGCUGCCAGGGGAGAAUGCUUCCGUGGGGAGAGCUGUAUGUAUCUGCAUGGAGAGAUAUGCGACAUGUGUGGGCUCCAGGCCUUGCACCCCAUGGAUGCUGCGCAGAGGGCAGAUCAUAGGAAGGCCUGCAUGGAGGCACAUGAGAAAGAUAUGGAGCUGUCGUUUGCGGUGCAACGCAGCAUGGAUAAGGUGUGCGGCAUCUGCAUGGAGGUGGUGUACGACAAGGCCAACCCCAGCGACCGCCGCUUUGGCAUCCUGUCCAACUGUAACCACCCCUACUGUCUCAAGUGUAUCCGUAGGUGGCGACGCGCCAGACACUUUGAGAAUAGGAUCGUCAAGUCCUGCCCGCAGUGCAGGGUCACCUCCAACUUCGUCAUUCCCAGUGAGUUCUGGGUGGAGGAAGAGGAAGAGAAGGAGAAACUCAUUCAGCAGUACAAGGAGGCUCUGAGCAACAAGCCCUGUCGGCAUUUUGCGGAAGGCAGAGGCCACUGCCCCUUUGGAGAACACUGCUUUUAUAAGCACUCGUCCCCUGAGCGCCGGGGAGAGGAGCCUCCUGGGCAGGGCGGGGGCCCAUCCCUCACCUACUGGCAUCAACUUUGGCAGCCCAUGCGGAUGCGGGAGGGCAGCGGGCUCUUGAAGAGCAGUAAGAAGGAGCUGGUCGUACUGCGGCUGGCCAGUCUGUUGUUUAAGCAGUUUCUGUCUCUGAGAAAUGAGCUCCCCUUCUCUGAGGAGCAGUGGGAUCUGCUUCAUUAUCAGCUGGAGGAAUAUUUCAACCUGAAUCUGUAG
Ochotona curzoniae (black-lipped pika) is the source of this 1479-nucleotide messenger RNA. Its product is annotated as probable E3 ubiquitin-protein ligase makorin-3. Gene Ontology annotation, biological process: protein polyubiquitination. The transcript has a single exon. Lineage: Eukaryota; Metazoa; Chordata; Mammalia; Lagomorpha; Ochotonidae. The record is from RefSeq and is a predicted model, not a curated record. Bases 1 to 1479 code for a protein of 492 amino acids. Gene Ontology annotation, molecular function: ubiquitin protein ligase activity; metal ion binding.